AUGAUGCCAUCUCAAAUCAUCCUGCUUACGCGUGCCGGAUCACUCAGUUGUGGUCAGCUUGCCAAGUGCAGCACAUUCCAGCAGCUCGACCCCCCUGUCAGGUCGAACGUCGAACUGAGGUUAACGGGACGACCGGAACGCCUGGUCACACCUUUGUGGAACCCGCCCAAGUGGUUCCCCAUUGAUCUUUUGUGGCAGCCACCAGAGUCGACAAGUUCGGACGAGUCACGUCGCUCAGAUGUGAUCUCUCCAUCGAGUAUGACCCGAUACACCAGCCUAGCGUGUCGUGCCGUCAAUUUGACAUUAUCGCUAGUCCAGUUACACUUGUGUCACGCGAUCGAGCUGGCGCCCUCACUGGCCCAGUCGGUCCCUUUGGUUGCUAUUUUGCGCUGUACUCCUGAGUCGCCAGACCCCUUGACUGAUGACUCAUCGAGCUUGAUGCAACUAGUCAGCCCGAUGCUCUUGUCCGUUCUGUUGGGCCUUCCAGCAGCUGACUCCCAUCACCCUCGUGGGCUGGGAGGCUGGUAUGAUCUGUACCAUCCAGCCAGUGCUGGAUCACCACGGGUGACAAGUUACACCGGUUCGACGCGUCAAGCGAUUGCGUAUUCAGUCGUCAUUGAUGUCCAGACGCUCAACAGAGUUUUCCGCUGUGAAGUCAUUAUGUCCAACCCCCAGCUGGGUGGAACUCAGAUUAUGAUGCUGAUGUGGUCAAGGCACAUUACCGACGCCAAGGGCGGCCAUUUCCCAACUACCUCGCCCUUUGACGGUUGGAUCCGUGAACUGCUACCUUUGCUUGUCAGGUCGGAUUCUCUGGUGAAUCCUCCACAUCAUUCAUACGAGCUAGAUGAACGGUACCAUUCAGCCAUGGCCGGUUCGUCGAUUGCUGUGGUUUCCAUUAAUUUGAUGAGCCAAAUGAUUGAGCCGGUGUCAUUACCUGGAGUGGUCCAUGAUUCAAGUAUGACACACUACGUCAGUAUGAAGUGUCAUGCCUCCAAAUCGACGUUACCUCUUGCCCAGUCGUUUCCUCCGGACACCCCUUUGCAUCAUCCUCCUGAGCUAGAGUGUUCACGCGAGCUGCAAUGCUCAACCAUGGCGCACCCACUACGCACGAUGCAUACUGUCACCGCAGCGUAUUGUGCGAUAGAGCUGUCGUCUUCGCUGGGCCAGUCGAACCUGUCGACUGUCAUUUCACGCCGUCCCCUGGAGCUAGCGCGUCUACUCGAGUCGUACAGUUCAGCGGUGGUCCAUCUGUUGACCUUAGCGUAUUGCCAGAUGAACCUUCUGGCCGAUCCCUUGCGUUGCCUGACCGAGUCGGCAUACUCGCGUGAGACAGAUUACUCAGGGUAG
This is a messenger RNA of Cantharellus anzutake, 1347 nucleotides long. RefSeq lists its product as uncharacterized. The transcript is spliced from 2 exons. Lineage: Eukaryota; Fungi; Basidiomycota; Agaricomycetes; Cantharellales; Hydnaceae. The coding region runs from base 1 to 1347 and encodes 448 amino acids. The record is from RefSeq and is a predicted model, not a curated record.